AAAUCUCGCGGCAGCACCGUGGAGCUUUAACAACAACCAGUUGAAGUAUCACCGACUGCCAUCCGGAAUAUUAGGGAUAUUCACACUUCUUUUUUUUUGGAUUCAUCAGUUUAUAUUAAAACUCCAGCUUCUUUUUUUAGUUGAUAAAAAUCUGCAAUGAAAAGGAGGCAAAGCGAAGCGGAAUCAGUCAAAUUGUUGAGUUGAAUGACCACCGCCUCAGACAAGGAAGGAUACAGUGACAAGGCGCCGAAAUGAAGGAAAAAUCCAAAACGGCCGCAAGGACUAGACGGGAAAAGGAGAACAGUGAAUUUUAUGAACUGGCCAAAAUGUUGCCUUUACCGUCGGCCAUCACAUCUCAGCUGGACAAAGCCUCAAUAAUUAGACUGACAACAAGUUACCUGAAGAUGAGAAUCGUUUUCCCUCAGGGUCUGGGUGAGGCUUGGGGCCAUGCAAGUCGAACAAGAUCUUUGGACAAUGUUGGACGAGAGCUGGGAUCUCAUUUACUGCAGACAUUGGACGGAUUCAUCUUUGUCGUGGCUCCGGAUGGAAAGAUCAUGUACAUUUCAGAGACAGCGUCGGUCCAUUUGGGACUGUCUCAGGUAGAGUUGACUGGGAACAGUAUUUAUGAAUAUGUCCAUCCUGCCGACCACGACGAGAUGACAGCUGUCUUGACGCCACAUCAGCCCUAUCACUCACAUUUCGUCCAAGAAUAUGAAAUGGAGCGCUCUUUCUUUUUGCGGAUGAAAUGUGUGCUGGCAAAAAGAAACGCAGGCCUCACCAGUGGUGGAUACAAGGUGAUCCACUGCAGCGGCUACCUGAAGAUCCGUCAGUACAGUCUGGACAUGUCACCUUUUGAGGGCUGCUACCAGAACGUGGGUUUGGUGGCUGUGGGUCACUCUCUGCCGCCUAGUGCUGUGACUGAGAUCAAACUGCACAGCAACAUGUUUAUGUUCAGAGCCAGUUUGGACAUGAAGCUCAUCUUCCUGGACUCCAGGGUGGCAGAGCUGACAGGUUAUGAGCCGCAGGACCUGAUAGAGAAAACCCUGUACCAUCAUGUCCACAGCUGUGACAUCUUCCACCUCCGCUGUGCACACCACCUCUUGCUGGUAAAAGGCCAAGUCACCACUAAGUAUUAUCGUUUCCUGGCGAAGCACGGUGGCUGGGUCUGGGUCCAGAGUUACGCUACAAUUGUCCACAACAGCCGGUCCUCAAGACCCCACUGCAUAGUCAGUGUCAACUAUGUCCUCACGGAUACGGAGUACAAGGGAAUGCAGCUGUCCUUGGACCAAAUGAGCCCCACCAAGCCAGCCUUCCCCUACGCUGACAGUCACAGUGAAGACAGGAAGAGCACCAAGUCACGUCUGACCCAGGCAAAGGCCAAAGCCAGAGUGUCACCCUACCCACAGUUUUCCGCUUUCAAUCCAGAGCGCUCAGAGUCAGACCAAGACAGCCAAUGGGGAGGGAGCCCGCUGACAGACUCUGCAUCUCCCCAGCUGCUGGAUCCCGGUGAGGCUGCAGAGGCAUCUUGUGCCUACCGACUGUAUCCAGACUCAGGCUCUCUGUGCUACGGCCUGGGCCUAUCAGAAGAUGAUCUUGUCCAUGCCCAAACACAUCCUCACACCACCACCUGUGACCGUGUGCGCUGCCAGAGUGGCCGCUACUUCCUAGGAACCCCCCAGUCAGGAAGGGAGGUGUGGUGGGACGCCACGCGCUCAGUGCUCUCACUGCCGAAAUCGUCUGUGGAGAACAGCGAGGGCUACGAAAUCACAUCCUACCAUGGAGCCAUUCACGGUCGGGGGCACUGGGAUGAAGACAGUGUAGUGAGUUCACCUGAUGGAGGUGGGUCAACCAGUGAUUCCGGUGAGCGUUACCAUGGUGACCACUUCCGGGCAACCGCUCGAGAGCCCAGCAAAAUGGAGACCCUAAUCCGAGCCACACAGCAGAUGAUCAAAGAGGAAGAGAACCGUCUGCAGCAACACAAGGCGCCACUAGACGUCUCAGGCCUCGCCAAAGCUCACAGCCCGUGCUUCAGUUCCUCACUACCCCAUCACUCCCAGCUCACCAUGCCCAGUGUGGUGUGCCGCGGCCCAGGCGCCCCCAGCAUCGACCUCCCCUCUGAACGCCUCCAUCACCGGGACAGCGUCAAAGUGCUCGGUCCACAUGACAAUGACGAAAACACAACCAGUCCGGCAUCUCUGUCUCGUCUCAGCAGCCCCAGCUCUGAUGGGAUUCCCAGGUCGAGCCUGUCCCUCACCAAAGACUACAUGCAGACGGAUCUGUCCCCCCACCCUCCACCGCCCCAGGGGAGCCCACUGAUCUAUCCGGCCCAGGAGAGGCAGGCACUGGACAGGCAAGCAGCCUAUGCUUUGACUGGGUAUUCCCUGGAGCACCUGUAUGACCCAGAGAACCUGCGGAGUUACUCGGGCCUGGCCUGUGGAGGAGUCCAGUAUGAUGUGGCCUCUCAUGUGAGAAUGCAAGCGGAGCAGAUGCAGGGACACAAGGCCACCUCAGUUAUUAUAACCAAUGGGAGCUGACGAUAUCUGGUGCAGAUUGGUCCUGUUCUCUAGAUGAGGAUGUUACACUAAGGUGGUGCUUUAUGCACAUGUAAACACUGACCAGGUGCUUGAUAUAAACAGCGGGACAAUAAAAAAAGAAUAAAAGGCACCUGCACUGGGUUGAUGUGCCCUUGGUGGCUAAUUCAGCACAAUUUGUGUUUAUCGGCCUUUGUAUCAUACCAUUCUCUUUACUUUAUCAUUGGAGGAUGAUAUGAACUAGUGUUCAAGAACUACAGUUCGGUAUGCUACUUCACUGGGCGGAGGUUUGCUCCAUUAUAUAGGAACGUGUUAUUUUAAUGGCGAUAAACUGAAUUUUCCUCCCUGCAAAGGCGACCUAAGUUUUAAGUCUGGUUAAACAUCAAGCCAGUGUUUCUGUUCCAGACGUCUCGCAUCAUUGGCCAUGUGAGUUAAUCUGUCCUGGACACGAUUUCCAAAGGCAGUAAGAAAAUGUGUUGUUCCAUUGCCCCUUCACCUGAAAACUCCAUUGCACAAAGCGUAAUGUUUGACACAUGAAGUGCAACAUGGGAAAGGCAAGCUUUUCACUAUUGUAAGAUGUCAAUGUUUUCUGGUAUUUAUUUGUCAGUGGGCUGUUUUCUGUACCUGUCAUUUUUUUCUGUCCAAGUAGAAUCUUUAGUGGUCACAUAAAACUAGUUUUGGUGUUUGGAUUACACCAACAUUAGAUUAAAAAAAAAUAAUGAAGUGGAAAAACAUAGAAAAAUAUGCUUCUGAUAUGUAAAAGUGUAAAAUAUGCAGGUCAACUUGGAACCAUUUUAAUGUAUAUAUGAAAUGCCCUCACUUAGAGUGCAGAGAGAUUGCAAAACCAACACAUUUGUAAUCUCCUUGUGCGCUCUAAAUAUAGGCAUUGUAUGUAGUGACUUACAGUUGUGGCUGAAACAAUAUUGUUUACAUAUCAGAGUAUAAUUUUUUCUGUUUUUACCUCAUUUAACCCAACUUAUAAGCAUAUGUAGAAUAUGCUUUUAAAUCCUUAAAUCCUGCUGCUCAUGCAAUUGUUCUCAAAGAAAACCAUGUUUUUGUUUUUUAUCAUCAUGACAGCCUAAAGGGUUAAAAUUGUUGACACAAACUUAUCUAAAAAUAUGUUGAAUGUCUUUUUGUUUCUUAUUUAAUUUAUGAUGUAAAUAUCAUCACACAAUGAACUUUUGGACAAGAA
Morone saxatilis (striped sea-bass) is the source of this 3723-nucleotide messenger RNA. RefSeq names its product single-minded homolog 1-like. Bases 252 to 2534 code for a protein of 760 amino acids. Gene Ontology annotation, molecular function: protein dimerization activity; DNA-binding transcription factor activity, RNA polymerase II-specific; RNA polymerase II transcription regulatory region sequence-specific DNA binding. Gene Ontology annotation, biological process: regulation of transcription by RNA polymerase II. Lineage: Eukaryota; Metazoa; Chordata; Actinopteri; Moronidae. The record is from RefSeq and is a predicted model, not a curated record. The transcript has 11 exons.